Esox lucius (northern pike) is the source of this 1156-nucleotide messenger RNA. RefSeq names its product transmembrane and immunoglobulin domain containing 1 (gene tmigd1). Gene Ontology annotation, biological process: cell-cell adhesion. Gene Ontology annotation, cellular component: cell-cell junction. The record is from RefSeq and is a predicted model, not a curated record. Gene Ontology annotation, molecular function: cell adhesion molecule binding. The transcript is spliced from 7 exons. The coding region runs from base 230 to 1003 and encodes 257 amino acids. NCBI's taxonomy places the organism in Eukaryota, Metazoa, Chordata, Actinopteri, Esociformes, Esocidae.
AGCAAAUAGUUAAUGCUGUUGCUAUAAAACAGUUGAUGUGUUGGCUUAGAAAGAGAGAGACAGUGAGAGAGGGAGUGAGAGAGGGAGUAUGAGGAGCAGAUACACAUCUCUGGACAACUGAACCACAGAACUUAAAGGGAACCACCAAAGAACGGCCAGGAAUCAACCACAGAAAAUAAAAGGGAACCACCACAGAACUGAAGUAGGUAGGGGAGGGGUUUCCGGUAAGAUGACGACGUCAGGGACAUUGGGCAUGUUUCUUCUGAUGCUCUACUCGACCACGCUACCGACAUCAGGUUUGGAGUUGCUCUCGGAACCGGCGGUGAGUGGAGGGUUUGUCUCUACAGAGCUGAACAGCACAGUGUCUCUAACCUGUGUGUCUGAGGGGACAGAGUUGGAGUGGCUGAGGAACGGUCAUUUGAUCAGGGUUGCCGAGGGCAACACCCAGGGCACCAGCAGGGUCUGCAUCUGGCCGGUAACCCACGACGACAAUGCAGCCAUCUUCACUUGUCAGCAGAAGAACGAUACAAGCAUGAAUGCCUCGGUCCAACUGGAGGUCACCUAUGCCCCAUUGAACUCUGUGAUGGAGGAGGUGCUGGUGGAGGAGACGAGAGAGCUGGUAAUGUCUUGUGACGUAUUUGCCAACCCUCCAGUCUCUGUUUUAUGGGAGCAACACGGAGCUCCCAUCGACCUAUCAGAAAGCGGCUUCCAGAUGACGAAUGAUGGCAUCACAUCUCGUCUGAGGCUGGGGAAGGUGGCCAGGGCCAAGCACCAGGGUCUCUACAGCUGUGUGACGACAUCCCCUAAAUAUCCAACACCAAAUAACAAGUCCUUCCAGGUCACCGUCAAUGAUAAGACUCUUCAGGUGCAGUUGGAUCUGAUCUUCCCCAUCAUAGCGGGUGUGGUGGUGAUAGGAUUAACCACGCUGCUGGCUGUCAUCGCCCGCUGGAAGAGGAUCACACAGUGCUGCAAGCCUGCUCCCAACUUCGACAACAGCCAGUGAGAUCAGAGGAUUUGGUCACGAGCCAUUUCAUUGGAGGGCAGCUCCAGUGAGAGACUGUGAUUUGAUUCUGAUAAUCAGUUUGUUGGGCAGUACUGUGAAUCAGACAGUGGUUUAUUUUUAAAUCAAUUCUUAUUAAAGAUAUUGUGUUCUGUC